CAAUGCCCCCUUUUCCAGGGAGGGGCAAAACUCCUGAAAGCUCUUGGAAGUUUGUAAUAUUUUAACGUGAGUGCCUUCGAGGCCUCAUUUAUUUCUUUAGGAGUCACUGAAGACACUGUGCGGGCGCCUCCCCGACCCAGCCCUCCAGGGAGGGAACUCGUCCAAGGACGCUCUGUGAAUUCUGCAGAAUUCAGUCUUCCAGCUGCUGCCCUCCCAGAACCGAUAGUUUUAGCUCCGACCCGCACAGCCGGAGUUCGAGGAAUCCAGUCCGGGCAUCGGACGCAGUCUGGCUCGCAGCCGUCAGAGUUUGGACCGGACGCCCGGGCGGGCGUGGCUGUUGGACCCCAGCGCCGCGCCUCCCAAGUGGGAGCCCAGGCUCGCCCCGGAGUGGGGCGGGGCUGUGGGCGGGACCUGAUUGCUGCGGCCCCCGCAUUGGCUCCACGGAUAGGGGGCGGGGCUUCAGGGGCCACGGUGCGCACUGUAAGUUCACAGCCCUAGUCGGUCCCAUCGCCGCACGGUCCAGCUCCGGAGAUUUUGCCGCCCACCCGUCCGCCGCCUGCGCGCCUCCAGCUCCUCGGCCCUGAACCCCGAGAGCAUCACGGCCUCCAAGCUCUGUACCUUCCUGCUCCCAGUUUUCAGAAGAGUUUUCAACCCUUUUGGGAGGCAGGGAUUUUUGCUGUCUUUACCUUGGACUUCAUCGAUCGUUGAUCUUUUCUGAAUUCCUGGGGUCACCUUUGGUUACACCCCACACGCUAGUCUUGGCCCCUUGGCGGGUGUUGCGGGGUCUGGACCCCUCCCUCGGGGUUUCUGGGUGAGGGUGGUGAUAACGGACGGUUCCAGCCUUGGCAGCCAGGCCUGGGUGCCGAGGUCGCAAUGUCCACCAAGGUGCCCAUCUAUCUGAAGCGCGGCAGCCGCAAGGGCAAGAAGGAGAAGCUGCGGGACCUGCUGUCCUCCGACAUGAUCAGCCCGCCGCUGGGGGACUUCCGCCACACCAUCCACAUCGGCAGCGGCGGCGGCAGCGACAUGUUUGGUGACAUCUCCUUCCUGCAGGGCAAGUUCCACCUCCUGCCGGGGACGGCCAUCGAGGAAGGCGAGGAGGAUGGCAGCUUCGAGCUGCCCUUCCAGUUCACGCGCACGGCCACGCUGAGCGGGCGCGAGCUCCCCGAUGGGCCGUCCCCUCUGCUCAAGAACGCCAUCUCCCUCCCGGUCAUCGGCGGGCCCCAGGCCCUCACCCUGCCCACCGCCCAGGCCCCACCCAAACCCCCGCGCCUGCACCUGGAGACCCCUCAGCCUUCCCCACAGCCCUCCCCGCAGGAGGCAGGGUGUGUGGACAUCUGGAGGAUUCCGGAGGCUGGCUCCGCCCACAGUGGGCUGACCCCCGAGUCAGGGGCCGAGGAGCCCUUCCUGUCCCAUGCCAGCUCCCUGCUCUCUCUGCACGUGGACCUGGGGCCUUCCAUCCUGGACGACGUCCUCCAGAUCAUGGACCAGGACCUGGGCCACCUGCAGAUCCCCACAUAGGACCCGAUGCUGGCCAAGCUGGGUGCCCAGGCUGGGCUGAACGCCAGAGGCAGGGGGUGGACACUGCCCUGGCCUAGAAGUCCGGGUCCCAAGGUCCCACCUGUGUGGUUGCUGGCCAGUGAUGUCUCACUUUGAGCCUUUAUUUCUCUCCCUCCCACCUUCUACCCGUGGGCAGAGAGGCCUCAUUGCUGUCCCCUAGGCCCCAUGAGGACAUGUGCAGCCCAAAGUGCCUCUUCAUCUUGGGCCCCCAGCACCCCCACUGCCAGCUGCUCCUCAGAGCCCUUGGACGAAGGCUCUGCUGAGGCGGACUCUGCUUUUGGCCUCCCUCUGCCUCAGCCCCUGCUGGGGGGCGGGGGCAGCACAGCCAGAUGGACUUCCAGCUCCGUGCUGAGGACUGAGGACAUGGCAUCAGCGACUGACGUCCCUCUGCCCCACCCUCCCCCAUGACCAGGGGAUUCUGGUUGCAAUAAAACAUGCUGCUGCUGGUA
Molecule: messenger RNA, 2006 nt
Organism: Sus scrofa (pig)
Lineage: Eukaryota; Metazoa; Chordata; Mammalia; Artiodactyla; Suidae
Gene: CDC42EP2
Product: CDC42 effector protein 2
Biological process (GO): regulation of cell shape; Rho protein signal transduction; positive regulation of pseudopodium assembly
Cellular component (GO): cytoskeleton; cytoplasm; plasma membrane
Molecular function (GO): small GTPase binding
Source: RefSeq, a predicted model, not a curated record